CCAUCCCCUUUCCUUUUAUUUCUCAUCUCGAGCUGCUCCAUACCGAACGAGAAAAUGACCACGAUCACGCUCGCGCUCGGACGCCUGUGGACUCUAUUCUGCCUCCGCGUGUGCGUUGGAUUAGCGCAGAGCGCCAGAGAGGUGAUCCUGCUGGACUCCAAGGCACAGCAGACUGACAUGGAGUGGGUAGCGUCUCCUCCGAACGGGUGGGAAGAGAUCAGCGGGCUGGACGAGAACUUCAUCCCCAUUCGCACGUAUCAGGUGUGCCAGGUGAUGGAACCGAAUCAAAACAAUUGGCUUCGGACUAACUGGAUUGAAAAGGGCGAUGCUCAGAGGAUUUUCGUGGAGCUGAAAUUCACGCUGCGGGACUGUAACAGCCUGCCCGGCGUGGUGGGAACGUGCAAGGAAACAUUCAACUUGUACUACCAGGAGACGGACGCCGAGAUGGGCAGGAAUAUCCGCGAGAGCCAGUAUGUGAAAAUAGACACCAUCGCUGCGGACGAGAGCUUCACACAGGGCGACCUGGGCGAGAGGAAAAUGAAGCUGAACACGGAGGUGCGGAUCAUCGGGCCGCUCUCGCGCAGAGGCUUCUACUUGGCUUUCCAGGACGUCGGAGCCUGCAUCGCUCUCGUCUCGGUUAAAGUCUACUACAAGAAGUGCUGGUCCAUCAUAGAGAACUUGGCCACAUUCCCGGACACGGUGACGGGAUCUGAGUUUUCCUCGCUCGUCGAGGUCGAGGGAACAUGCGUCAGCGACGCCGAGGAGGAGGCAGACAAUUCUCCCAAGAUGCACUGCAGCGCCGAGGGCGAGUGGCUCGUCCCGAUCGGAAAAUGUAUCUGCAAGGCCGGGUUUCAUCAGAAAGGGGACUCGUGUGAACCCUGCGGUCGUGGCUUCUUCAAGUCUUCGUCGCAGGACCUGCAGUGUUCGCGCUGUCCUGCCCACAGCUAUAAUGACAGAGAAGGCUCGUGGAGGUGCGACUGUGAGGACGGCUACUACCGAGCGCCCUCGGAUCCUCCCUCCAUCGCCUGCACAAGACCUCCUUCAGCACCUCAAAAUCUGGUCUACAACAUCAACCAGACCACCGUAACCCUCGAGUGGAACCCUCCAGCCGACUCUGGCGGCCGCUCCGAUCUCACCUACCGGAUCAUCUGCAGGAGGUGCAGCUGGGAACCGGAGGAGUGCGUGCCCUGUGGUGGGAACGUUGCGUACAUGCCGCAGCAGAGCGGCCUCACGGAAACCUCCGUCACGAUCAGCGAGCUGCUGCCGCAUGCCAACUACACCUUCGAGGUGGAAGCCGUGAACGGCGUCUCGGACCUGAGCCGGACGCAGAGACUGUUCGCCGCAGUCAGCAUCGCCACCAGUCAGGCUGCUCCGUCGCAGGUCAGCGAGGUGAUAAAGGAGCGCGUGCAGGAGCACAGCAUCCAGCUCUCGUGGCAGGAACCCGAGCAGCCCAACGGAGUCAUCACUGAAUAUGAGAUCAAGUACUACGAGAAGGACCAGAAGGAUCGGAUCUACUCGACGGUCAAGUCCAGGUCCACAUCAGCCACGGUGAACAACCUGAAGCCCAGCACGGCGUACAUAUUCCAGAUUAGAGCCUUCACCUCGGCCGGAUACGGCAUGUUCGGCCCAAGGCUCGAAGUCACCACUAAGGACGAGUCAUCGGGAGCAGCCACAAUUGUUUCGAGCGAGCAGAACCCGGUCAUCAUCAUCGCCGUGGUGGCGGUAGCCGGCACCAUCAUCCUGGUGUUCAUGGUGUUCGGCUUCAUCAUCGGGAGAAGGCAUUGUGGGUACAGUAAGGCAGACCAGGAAGGAGAUGAAGAGCUUUACUUCCAAUUUAAAUUUCCAGGCACCAAAACAUACAUCGACCCUGAAACCUAUGAAGACCCCAACAGGGCCGUGCAUCAGUUCGCCAAGGAGCUGGACGCCUCAUGCAUUAAGAUCGAAAGAGUGAUCGGUGCAGGGGAGUUUGGCGAGGUGUGCAGCGGUCGCCUGAAGCUUCCUGGCAAGCGGGAUGUCCCUGUCGCCAUCAAAACUCUAAAAGUGGGCUACACCGAGAAGCAAAGACGGGACUUCCUGUGCGAGGCGAGCAUUAUGGGACAGUUCGACCAUCCCAAUGUGGUCCAUCUAGAAGGCGUGGUCACCAGGGGAAAGCCGGUCAUGAUCGUCAUCGAGUACAUGGAGAACGGCGCAUUAGACGCCUUCCUCAGGAAACACGAUGGGCAGUUCACAGUGAUCCAGCUGGUAGGUAUGCUGCGUGGCAUCGCCGCCGGCAUGCGCUAUCUGUCUGACAUGGGUUACGUCCAUCGCGACCUGGCGGCACGCAACAUCCUCGUCAACAGUAACCUGGUCUGUAAAGUGUCCGACUUCGGCUUGUCCAGAGUGAUCGACGAUGACCCCGAGGCCGUCUACACUACCACCGGCAAGAUGCAGGCUGUAAUGAAUUUGAUGUUUACCCCAGCCACUGACGUGCAUUUUACUGAACAGGGUGGAAAGAUCCCGGUUCGGUGGACAGCCAUGGAAGCCAUCCAGUACCGUAAAUUCACGUCCGCCAGCGACGUGUGGAGUUACGGCAUCGUCAUGUGGGAGGUCAUGUCCUACGGCGAACGGCCGUACUGGGACAUGUCCAAUCAAGACGUCAUCAAGGCUAUCGAGGAGGGGUACCGUCUUCCAGCGCCCAUGGACUGCCCUCCAGGACUCCACCAGCUCAUGCUGGACUGCUGGCAGAAGGAGCGAGCCGACCGGCCCAAAUUCGACCAGAUAGUCGCCAUUUUGGACAAAAUGAUCCGCAAUCCCAGCACGUUGAAAACGCCAGUGGGGACAUGUACAAGACCCAUCAGUCCACUGCUGGACCAGAGCCCGCCGGACUUCAGCUCGUUCCGCUCGGUGGCCGAGUGGUUGGAAGCCAUUAAGAUGGAGAGGUACAAAGACAACUUCACGGCAGCCGGCUACAGCUCGCUUGAGUCCGUGGCGAGGAUGACUAUCGAGGACGUGAUGAGUUUGGGAAUCUCGCUCGUGGGGCACCAGAAGAAAGUCAUGAGCAGUAUACAGACUAUGAGAGCGCAGAUGCUGCACCUGCACGGCUCGGGCGUCCAAGUGUGACGGACGGUCGCCGGAAAUCCGCCCCCCUGGGAGCGGGGCGGGGACUUAGAAUCCAGCGCCGAUAAUCGGCUCGCAAUCAAAUAAACGACACUAAUAAAAAAAAAAAUACAACCACGCAUCGUCUCUCUCGAAUCAGUGACUCUUCCAGGAAGCUGCGGAGACGAGGACUUGUUUGUUCUUUCUCCGGCGAAAGAGCUGAAUCAACGGACGUGCGAAAGGAAAACGGAAGGAGAGAAUACUACCUGAAACGUCAGCGGAGAGACCGAGCGUUUUCUAGCAAUUUGACGCUUUUUAACCCUUUUUGUUCCCUGCUCAUUGUUGGUAUUGACUUCACUAGGAUAUGGAUUUUUUUUACAAAUAUAACAGACAAAAAAAAUGCACAAAUUAACGCUCAAAUCCAAUCAGUACAACCACAAAAAAAAUAUUAUAAAAUGCAUUACUGAGUUUUACAACUGAUACGCUUCAAUGGGGACAUUUACAUCUUUUUACCAACGCCGUUUUUCUUUACAUUAUUGGAUUUUUAAGCGUGGAUCUGACAACAGGGUAAAAAAGCCGGCGCUGUAGAAGCACGGACCUCGAUCCGGACGUAACCUCGGCUUUGAGUUGGAACCUCGCAGUGUUUUUCUUCUUCUUUUUUCUGGAGUAUUCCUCGCGAGCGCCCAGCGUACGGCUCAGAUCUCAGAACCACUUAUUGACUACAAAGUUCGAAUAUUCUUAAAAGCAUCUUAUUUUAUUUCCCGUUCCGUUGACUUCCUGUAUUUUCCUGUUUUGUUUUUUUUCUUCAUGAGGUGUCUCCACGUAACUAGCGCUCUCGACAGUAUUUAACAUAAUAACGGUUUAAUCUAAAAGUUUCAUUGCGAAUAUUUUAUUGACUUGAGGUACUUCUUCUUCAGAUGAUGAUGAUUUUUUUUUUCCUUUCUUUUUUUUUCUCGCUCAGUUGUAGGAACUAGACGAAUUGGAUGUAGACUGGAGGUCAUAUAUAUAUAUAAAUCAAAACAUAUAUGAAUCUGGAAGAGACGGAUCAAUCAGAGCAAUAAUUACCGAGAUGGUUCUUCUUUGUGAUAUUAAGGUGCUAUGUAGAUUUUUAUCUUUUUUUUUGUUGUUUUGUUUGUUUGUUUUUUUGGCUCGUCGGGUUAAUCCAGGCAGAAAGGAAAUGAUGUUGAAGAGUGUGGUUUAUAUACAGGGGUUUCCUUUCUUUUCUGGGCCGUGGGGUAACCAGAAGGAUUAAAAGAAAAAAGAAACAAUAACACAAGAAUGUACUUGUGUGUGUUUGUGUAUAUGUGUGCGUGUCUUCCUUCUUGAUUAGAGAGCUCCAAGAAAGAGGGAUCCGCUUUCUCAAACAUGCGGUCGAAGCGCCUCAGUGUCCAUCGCGCGCCGGACAGGGUCGGAAUCGUUCCCAGUUUCGCACACACAUCACGAUUUUCCCUUUUUCCUUUUUUUUUUUUUUCUUUUUCCUUUUUAACGUUUGGUUUAAUGUUUAAUAUCUAUUGGAUUUUAUAGCUGCUCUAAAAUUACACACAGGAAGAAUAACAACACUAAAAUGGCUAUAAAUUUGUUUUAUUAGGUCGAGGUUUGGCACACACUCACACGGGCACACAGGCACACACACUCAAAAAAUGUUGAGUUUUUACAAUGUUUAGUCCAGAUGUUAAUUUUAAAAAUCCAUUACUUAAAAAACAUCAUCUUCUAUCUGGUAUGAAAACCCUGACCCUAGGCGAUGUGUGUGUGUGUGUGUGUGUGUGUGUGCACACUCUUGGAUCAGAUGAUGCCCAUAUCCCCGCUCCAUUGCGCUGGCCUCAGCACUGGACCGGCUCCAGACCCCUUUUUUCCCCCCUCCCUUCUCCAAUCGAAUGCGAAAGGCUUUCGGUCAGCACAAACCACUCUGGCUCUCAUGCAAGCGCCGUAUUUUCGCCUCGCAAAUUGUAAACACUUGCAUCGUUUCCUACUCUCGUCUCUCUCCCUCCUUUUCUCUCUCUCUCUCUCUCUCUCUCUCUCUCCGAGCCCCCUCCAGCCUUUAGGGAGAGCCAAUUUGAGAUUAACGCCAAGGUUCAAUCGAUCCUCAUUGGAGGCCAUCAUGACACCUCAAUGACAAAUCUGCUGUACUGCUUAAAGCCUGACAGCAGGACACGGGUUCGGACAUGGCCGGCGAUGGUGCGUCGAAUCUUGCACUGAAGUGUGUCUUCUUAGGAAUACUAACUCAACCACCCACAGUUUAAAUCAAAACAAGCUUUUUUUUGUUGUUGUUGUUGUUGGAAGAUUCCAAAGACGUCAGCACUGUCGAUUGUGUCUGGUUGGAGGGAAACUUUAACUGUAUAUGAUCUGAUUGUAAAACUUGUACAUUUUUUUUUUAUUAUUUAUACAGUUUCCUUUUUUGUUCCUUCCUUAAUUUUUUUACACCUUUUCCUCAGUAGUGAGCUCUGAAUUCAUUAAAAAUGCACUAUAUUUUUCUAUACCGCUUGCAAAUAUUUUUUCCUUCAUCCGGAUGUACAUAAUUUCUCAUGUAGGACCAAAGACGGCCAAUAAGUUUUUUUUUUGUUGUUGUUGUUUUUUUUUUUUUCCUUUUAAUUUUUUUUCCUGUCUCUUAGGGGUUUAAUGUACAGUAAAAUAAAUUGUCAGUUUAUUACAGUUUAUUAUUUAUUUUUCUUUUCCCCACAGCUACGGCAGGAUGGAGAGUUUGAAAAUGAAAAACGUCAUUGGUUCGAAAAUGUAUUUCACCCGAUUAAAUCUGUAAAAUCAUUUUAUCUAGAUUAUUAUUAUUUCUUGUUCCAUUUUUUUUUUCUUUCGUUUUUUUGUUUUUUGCUUUGUAACCUUUGUAAUAGACUGUACAUAUAUUUUUGGAAAUAUAAUACAAUCUCUAUA
Messenger RNA from Clarias gariepinus (North African catfish), 5958 nucleotides. RefSeq names its product eph receptor A7 (gene epha7). The coding region runs from base 55 to 3099 and encodes 1014 amino acids. Gene Ontology annotation, biological process: protein phosphorylation; axon guidance; cell surface receptor protein tyrosine kinase signaling pathway. The record is from RefSeq and is a predicted model, not a curated record. The transcript has 17 exons. Gene Ontology annotation, molecular function: transmembrane-ephrin receptor activity; protein binding; ATP binding. Gene Ontology annotation, cellular component: neuron projection; plasma membrane. Lineage: Eukaryota; Metazoa; Chordata; Actinopteri; Siluriformes; Clariidae.